Molecule: messenger RNA, 2296 nt
Organism: Triticum dicoccoides
Lineage: Eukaryota; Viridiplantae; Streptophyta; Magnoliopsida; Poales; Poaceae
Product: protein Rf1, mitochondrial-like
Exons: 2
Coding region: 62-1780 (572 amino acids)
Biological process (GO): mitochondria-nucleus signaling pathway; chloroplast-nucleus signaling pathway
Cellular component (GO): chloroplast
Molecular function (GO): protein binding
Source: RefSeq, a predicted model, not a curated record
GGUCAUCCAUGGCUUCUUCAAGGAAGGCCAAGUAGGCAAGGCGUGCAGCCUGUUCCAUGAAAUGGCGCAGCAGGGCGUUGCGCCUAAUUUGAUGACAUAUACCUCGGUUAUUGAUGCGCUGUGCAAGGCCAAAGCAAUGGACAAGGCAGAGUAUUUCCUUCGUCAGAUGGUUGAUAAUGGUGUCGUACCUGAUAAUGUCACAUAUAAUAGCCUCAUCCAUGGAUAUUCCUCUUCAGGCCAUUGGAAGGAGCCAGUUAGGGUAUCCAAAGAGAUGACAAGUCGGAGGGUUACAGCAGAUGUGCAUACUUACAACAUGUUUAUGACCUUUCUUUGCAAACAUGGAAGAAGCAAAGAAGCUGCAGGAAUUUUUGAUACCAUGGCUAUGAAGGGCCUGAAACCUGACAACGUUUCAUAUGCUAUUCUCCUUCAUGGGUAUGCCACCGAAGGAUGCUUAGUUGAUAUGAUUAAUCUCUUCAAUUCAAUGGAAAGAAACUGUAUUCUACCUGACUGUUGUAUCUUCAACAUACUGAUUAAUGCAUAUGCUAAAUCUGGGAAGCUUGAUAAGGCUAUGCUUAUCUUCAAUGAAAUGCAGAAACAAGGAGUGAGUCCAGAUGCAGUCACAUAUUUACCCGUAAUAGAUGCAUUUUGCAAAAAGGGUAGGUUGGACGAUGCUAUGAUUAUGUUUAAUCAGAUGAUUGAUACGGGAUUACGACCAGACACAGCUGUUUAUACUUCCCUAAUCCAAGGUUUUUGUACACACGGCGAUUUGGUGAAAGCAAAGGAAUUGGUUACUGAAAUGAUGAACAAAGGUAUACCUCCUCCUGAUAUUAAGUUCUUCCAUUCAAUCAUGCAGAACCUAUGCACAGAAGGAAGGGUAAUAGAAGCACGGGAUAUCCUUGGCUUGAUAGCACACAUAGGUAUGAGGCCUAAUGUUUGCACAUUUAAUAUACUGAUUGGUGGAUACUGCCUAGUCCGCAAGAUGGAGGAUGCCUCAAAAAUAUUUGAUGAUAUGAUGUCAUAUGGUUUAGAACCUUCUAAUAUUACGUAUGGUAUACUUAUUAAUGGCUAUUGCAAAAACUUAAGGAUUGACGAUGGGCUGAUUCUGUUCAAAGAAAUGUUGCGCAAGGGAGUUAAACCUACAACUUUUAAUUAUAACGUCAUACUGGAUGGGUUAUUUCUGGCUGGACGAACUGUUGCUGCAAAGGAAAAGUUUCAUGAGAUGGCUGAAUCUGGAGCAGAUGUGUGCAUUGAUACAUACUGUAUAGUUCUUGGUGGACUUUGUAGAAAUAAUUGCUACAGCGAAGCAAUCAUGCUGUUCCAGAAAUUAAGCGCAACGAAUGUGAAAUUUGAUAUUACAGUUGUCAAUAUCAUUAUUGGUGCAUUCUACAGGGUCCAGAGAAACCAAGAGGCUAAGGAUUUGUUUGUUGCUAUACCAGCCAAUGGCUUGGUUCCUAAUUCUGUUACCUACACCAUAAUGAUGAGAAAUCUUAUAAAAGAAGGUUCAAUAGAAGAAGCUGACGAUCUCUUUUUAUCAAUGGAGAAGAGCGGUUGUACUGCUGACUCUUAUAUGUUAAAUCUUAUUGUCAGAAUGUUACUGGAAAAAGGAGAGCUAGUCAAGGCUGGGAAUUAUAUGUCUAAAGUUGAUGCAAAGAGCUACUCACUUGAAGCUAAAACCGUUUCGCUGCUUAUCUCUCUCUUUUCAGGGAAAGGGAAAUAUAGAGAACACAUAGGAUUGCUCCCUACAAAGUAUCGGUUUCGUGAAGAAGCAGCCACAGUUUAGUUUGAUACAUGGUAAACUUUAGUUGUUGCUUGCCUAGGCCUGCCAAAGUAUCCUUCUGCUUGUACAACAAAUGCAUUUACUAUAUGUAAGAAGAAAUUCACUAUAGAAGAAGCUCAGAACAAACAAAGCUGAAUCCAAACUUAAACAGAAGAUGUGCAGUAUGCUAGCAAAACACCUAUGGGAGAAGACAGACCAUAUAGGAACCGGAGUUUGACCGGCUUGAGAUCUACGCUGCCGAAGCCAGAUUGAGUCUGAUGGAUUUUGGUGAGCUCGCCAUGGUUUUCUCCUCUGUUCCUUCUUGACGAGCCGAUGGUGUAACAUUUUGGUACUACAGAACAUAGUUUUGCUUCUUCCCGUAGAACCGCCGGAUCUGAUUAUCUUUUUAUACUCAUUGUCUAGUUUAUUUUCUGUUACGUGAGCUCAAGUUCAGCAUGUUCUUUCAUCUUCUUCCUCGUAAUUUUUCAUUGCUCACCUAUGGCGUGUAUUUUUCAUCCUCAAAAUACACCACCCCUGUAU